Messenger RNA from Brienomyrus brachyistius, 3586 nucleotides. Its product is annotated as NACHT, LRR and PYD domains-containing protein 12-like. The record is from RefSeq and is a predicted model, not a curated record. NCBI's taxonomy places the organism in Eukaryota, Metazoa, Chordata, Actinopteri, Osteoglossiformes, Mormyridae. Gene Ontology annotation, molecular function: protein binding. The coding region runs from base 290 to 3079 and encodes 929 amino acids. The transcript has 7 exons.
CUGUGUUAGUGUAUAUUAGUCUAUGCUGAUUUUGCCAUCAUUGUGUUAAUGUGAUCUGUUGGGUCUUAAACUAUUUUUCUUGCUGUCUAUCUUGGACGCGUCUCUCUUUCAAAAGAGAUUUUGAAAAUCAGUGAGUCUAACCUGGUUAAAUAAAGGUUUAAUAAUAAUGCAGAACAUGAACACACACAUGUGCUUCUUAUAGUGAUGAAUGAAUCAUAGCAGGUGUCUCCAGCAGCCACAUAAGACUGUGAGCAGGAAACCUGCCUUCUGUUAACAGAAAGGACAGUGUAUGUGUGGGAGUGACCAUGUACAGGUUUGUGACAUCUCACAAACACAUCUCCAACUUCUGCAGACCCAGACCUCGCUCACUGACCUCUUGCUGGAUUAUCUAAAGGAUCUCAGUGAUGACGAGUUGAAGGAGUUUAAAUUGCGUCUCCCAGUGAAUAAAGAGUUAAAGCCCCUUCCCAAGGGUCAGAUGAAAACCUCGGGCAGAACAGACUUUGCCGAAAUGAUGAUGAAUUCCUACAGUAAAGCCGGGGCUCUCAAAGUCACGCUUGAGAUCCUGAAGAAGAUGAACCUGAAUGACCUUGCUCAGAGACUGAAGGAAGACCUGCAGAAGUGUAAGCAAGCAGGAAGUGAGCAGAGUGACAUGUUGGAGACGAGGCAACUCAUGUUGCACAAAAUAAAAUGUUCCUUGAAAGAGAAAUUUGAGUGUGUGUAUGAAGGAAAAGCUAAGGAAGGACAGCGAAUACUUCUCAGUGAGAUUUACACAGAACUCUACAUAACUGAAGGUGGGACUGGAGCAGUCAAUGAGGAACAUGAAGUGAGACAGAUUGAAACAGCAUCCAAGAAAAGGCGAACAGAAGAUACUACAGUCAAGUGCAAUGAUAUAUUUAAACCCUUAUGUGGGCGUGAGACACCUAUCAGAACUGUACUCACUAAAGGGGUGGCAGGUAUCGGGAAAACAGUCUCUGUGCAGAAAUUUAUUCUCGACUGGGCAGAAGGAAAAGCAAACCAGGAUGUUCACUUCAUAUUUGCUCUUCCUAUCCGGGACCUGAAUUUGAUUAAGGGUGAAUACAGUCUGAUUGAACUGCUUCACCGCUUUGUCCCAGAACUGAAAUCAGUUGAAUCUGCUGAGCUGUUUAGGUACAAAGUCUUGUUCAUCUUUGAUGGUCUGGAUGAGUGUCGCCUUCCUCUGGAUUUUCGGAACAAUGAGAGCUGGUUUGAUGUAACAACAAAAAUGUCACUGGAUCUGCUGUUGACUAACCUCAUUAAGGGGAAUCUGCUCCCAUCCGCUCUCCUCUGGAUAACCUCCCGGCCAGCAGCAACCAAUCAGAUACCUGCUAAGUAUGUCCAUCAGGUGACAGAGAUACGAGGGUUCAGUGAUGCCCAGAAGGAGGAGUAUUUCAAGAAGAGAUUUAAUGAUCAGAGCCUGGCCAGCAGGAUUAUCACACAUGUGAAAUCAUCAAGGAGCCUCUUCAUCAUGUGCCACAUACCUGUGUUCUGUUGGAUUUCAGCCACUGUGUUUAAAAGGCUUUUUACUGAGAAUGACAGGGGAGAAAUUCCAAGGACUCUGACUGAAAUGUACACACACUUCCUGAUUCAUCAGGCAAGUUUUAAAAAAGACAAGUAUAUGAAAAACUAUGAAAGCAAGCUAAAUGAAAACAGCAAGGAAUUCCUUUUGAAACUUGGUAAAUUGGCUUUUGACAACCUUGAGAAAGGCAAUCUCAUAUUUUAUGAGCAAGAUCUGACAGAGAAUGACAUUGAUGUCACUGAAACUUCAAUUUACUCUGGAGUGUGCACAGAAGUCUUUAAAGAGGAGUAUGGGUUGUACCAGGAGAAGGUGUACUGCUUUGUGCAUCUGAGCAUCCAGGAGUAUCUCGCUGCUUUAUAUGUGUUUCUGUCAAACUCAUCAGCUGACCUGCUGAAGACUGCAGUGAAUGAGGCAUUAGAGAGCAAGAAUGGACACUUGGACCUCUACCUCCGCUUCCUCCUGGGCCUCUCAACAGACUCCAGUAAGACACUGUUACAAAGGCUACUGGGGCCGACAAAAACCAGCUCACAUAAUAUUAGGAGUACAGUGAAAUACAUCAAGGAGAAAAUAAAGGAGAAUUUAUCUCCAGAAAGGACCAUCAACCUGUUCCACUGUCUGACUGAGCUGGGUGACAAUUCUCUAGUAGAGGAAGUACAAAGAUACCUGAAUUCAGGAAACAUUUCAGUAGAUGACCUCUCACCUGCACAAUACUCAGCUCUGGCCUUUGUGAUGCUGAUGUCAGAUGAGGAGCUGGAUGUGUUUGACCUGAAGAAAUACAUCAGAUCAGAUGAAGAGCACUGCAGGCUGCUGCCUGUGGUCAAGAACUCCAGGACGGCUCUGCUGAACAGCUGUGAUCUCAUAGAUAAACACUGUGAAGUGCUGUCUUCAGCUCUCAGAUCAAACUCCUCACCCCUGAGAGAGCUGGACCUGAGUGACAAUGACCUGCAGGACUCAGGAGUGAAGCUGCUCUCUGCUGGACUGGGGGACUUACACUGUAAACUGGAGAUACUGAGGCUGUCAGGCUGUAGAGUCACAGAAGAAGGCUGUUCUUCCCUGGCUUCAGCUCUGAAGUUAAACCCCUCACACCUGAGAGAGCUGGAUCUGAGCUACAAUCACCCAGGAGAUUCAGGAGUGAAGCUGCUCUCUGCUGCACUGGGGGAUUUAUACUGUAAACUGGAGAUACUGAGGCUGUCAGGCUGUAGAGUCACAGAAGAAGGCUGUUCUUCCCUGGCUUCAGCCCUGAAGUUAAACCCCUCACACCUGAGAGAGCUGGAUCUGAGCUACAAUCACCCAGGAGAUUCAGGAGUGAAGCUACUCUCUGCUGUACUGGAGGAUCUCAGCUGUAAACUGGAGAAGCUGCAGGUGGGCCGGUGUGAACUCACAGAGAAAUGCUGUGAGGCACUGGCUUCAGCUCUCAGAUCAAACUCCUCACCCCUGAGAGAGCUGGACCUGACUGACAAUGACCUGCAGGACUCAGGAGUAAAGCUGCUCUCUGCUGGACUGGGGGACUUACACUGCAACCUGGAGAUACUGAGGUCAGUCUGACUGGGUAUUCCACACUGUAAACUGGGGGUAGUGAGGUGAGUAUUACUGGGUAUUUCACACUGUACGCUGGAAAUACUAAGGUAGAAAAUAACUAAUGAUUUCAAAAUAAAGCAGGAGUAUCUAAGUCUAGGGGUUGACUUAAAAAAUAACAUUAGAUUUGCUACAGUAAGUGGAAUGUCGAAAGUAAGACUGCAUUGGAGGUUAAGGAUGACAUUAAAAGUUUCUUCCAAUAUUUUAACUCCAAAAGAGCUCUAAAAGCUGAAAUCACUCAUCUGCAGGAUAGUAACGGCCUUAUAAUUGAAAAUGAAAAUUGAUAUAGUAAAUGAGUUUAAUGAUUAUUUUACACGGGUGUUCACAGUAGAGGGCAUGAUUAACUUACCACCAUUUAGUACAAAUACAGUGUUGUAUAUAAACAAUAUACAGUCCCUCCACAAUUACUGGCCCCCUUGUAAAGAUUUGUAAAAAGGGUUAGAAAAAAAUCCACCUUUUGGCGAAGCAGCUUCAUCU